GCCAAUUCCAGCGUAGCAGCUGCAGCUUAGAUCCGCCGCAGCCAUUUUUCUUCAUCUUCUUCCCUCCGCAACUUCUAAUCCGCGCGCUAAAAUAUUCAAUUACGUUAAACCAAGGGAAGAUUCAAUCGCAAUGUGUAUGUAUAUCCUGCAGAUGAGUUGUUUCAUAGUUGAGGUUUUGGAUGUGUAUCCCAAUGGCUUACACGAGCAACAUUAACCUUUCAUUUAAGAGAAGAUGCAUUGGUGGUUUGGAAACAAGUCACAGAGUCAGAAUGAGAAACAUUUGUCGGUUUCUCGCCGAGGAAGGAGGUUUAGUCGGAUUUCUAGAAAAAUGUUGUCACUUGCCGUCCUCUUCUUGAUAUAUUUCACAUACUUUGGGGCAAAGAUGCAUUUAUAUGCUUUCGUAUAUACAUUUAAAGAGACAACUUUGUCCUUGGAAGAUGUCGAGGAAGAAUCUGUGGUGAAUGGCAUUGCAGAGCAACAGAAGAAGCUAUCAAAUAACGUAACAGAGCAACCAAAGAAGCCGCAUAGGCAGCGCUACUUUCCUUGUGAUGUACCUUUUCUUGAUUCUGUUACUUCCCUCCAUGAGCCUGAGGAUAAUGUGAAGCUCACUCGGUUCUCUUUGAGGUAUCUUGAAAGAGAGCAGGGGAUCCUUCCUAGUGAAGCACGAUUUGGAGGACAUCAGACUCUUAAGGAUAGAGAGAAAUCCUUCCAUGCAACUAAUCAAACUAUUAAUUGUGGCUUUGUGAGAGGACCUGAUGGAUUUCCAAGCACUGGAUUUGAUUUGGAUGAGGAGGAUAAAAAGUAUAUGAAUGCAUGUAAAAUUGUUGUAUCCUCGUGCAUCUUCGGAAGCUUUGACUUUUUGAGAAGACCAACUAGCAAAUUGAUCAGUGAGUACUCCAAGAAAAAUGUUUGCUUUGUUAUGUUUGUUGAUGCGCAAACUCUAGCUAAGCUCUCAACCGAAGGAAAUAUUCCAGACGAAAGAGGAAACAUUGGGUUAUGGAGGAUAGUUGUUGUGAAGAACUUACCAUAUGAAGAUAUGCGGAAAACUGGAAAGGUGCCAAAAUUUUUGUCGCAUCGCCUUUUCCCGUCUUCUAGGUAUUCUAUUUGGGUUGAUAGUAAAUUGCGUCUUAAUGCUGAUCCAAUGCUGAUCAUUGAGUACUUUUUGUGGCGAGCCGGUUCAGAAUAUGCUAUUUCAAAUCAUUAUACCCGUCAUUGUGUUUGGGAGGAGGUGCUCCAAAAUAAACGGCUAAAUAAGUACAAUCACUCUGUUAUUGACGAGCAGUUCCAUUUUUAUCAGUCUGAUGGUCUAACCAAGUAUGACUCGUCAGAUCCAAAUAUUCAUCUCCCGAGCUUUGUGCCUGAAGGAUCAUUUAUUGUCAGGGCACAUACGGCAAUGUCAAAUUUGUUCUCAUGCCUUUGGUUCAAUGAAGUUGAUCGAUUUACAUCACGUGAUCAGCUGAGCUUUGCAUAUACCUACUUGAAGUUGAGAAGACUGAAUCCUGACAAGCCCUUCUAUUUGAAUAUGUUCAAGGAUUGCGAACGCAGAGCAAUCACAAAGCUGUUUCAUCAUAGAACAGAAACGUAGAGAUUCCACCAGCGUUAGGUUGAUGCAAAGCACGCGAAAAGCAUCAUUUUGCUGAAUCUGCCCACAGCUCGCAGAAAUUGCCAUUGAUUUCUUCUCAACACACUGUGGAAAGGAAUCGUUGCCUAAACUUAAUUUGUGCCAUUCUUCUUCAAUGAUGCAAUGGAUACUACGAGCUUUUGCUGUUGUCGUUCUGAUUGUGUGAAGCAGUUGGGACUCAAAGUCUCCAAAUCUGGCACAUCCAACGAUGUAUAGUCGUCUACGUCGUUUUUUUGUAGGGACAACAGAACAACCUCAAGCUGGGGUUGAUUCUUUGAUCAGGCCCUGCUUCUAAACUUGCAAGUCUGUAAAGAGAAGGGAACGUCUCCUUCUUUCUUGAAGUGAAAAUAGUUAUAUAUAUAUACUAUUUAUUAGUGAUGAGUUCAUAUUUGGACAUCAUCUGAAUUGAACAUAAUUUUCUGUGCAAUUAAAGCCAUGAUCCGAAUCACCACAUUUUGGUGUUGAUAACAUAA
Molecule: messenger RNA, 2094 nt
Organism: Salvia miltiorrhiza (redroot sage)
Lineage: Eukaryota; Viridiplantae; Streptophyta; Magnoliopsida; Lamiales; Lamiaceae
Product: probable hexosyltransferase MUCI70
Exons: 9
Coding region: 233-1585 (450 amino acids)
Source: RefSeq, a predicted model, not a curated record